Anopheles nili is the source of this 6586-nucleotide messenger RNA. It is a transcript of the gene Chd1, whose product is annotated as chromodomain-helicase-DNA-binding protein 1. NCBI's taxonomy places the organism in Eukaryota, Metazoa, Arthropoda, Insecta, Diptera, Culicidae. The coding region runs from base 1 to 6471 and encodes 2156 amino acids. Gene Ontology annotation, cellular component: nucleus; chromatin. Gene Ontology annotation, molecular function: chromatin binding; ATP binding; ATP-dependent chromatin remodeler activity. The record is from RefSeq and is a predicted model, not a curated record. Gene Ontology annotation, biological process: nucleosome organization; regulation of transcription by RNA polymerase II. The transcript is spliced from 7 exons.
AUGAGCCAGACAAAAGAGGAUAAGAGUGAUUCAGAAAAUGAAUCCAGCAGCGGGAGCAAGAGCGGCUCAUCUUCCGAAUCGGAGAGUGAAUCCGGAUCGGGUUCCUCCAGUUCGAGCUCGAGUGACAACGAGCAAACCAAUGGUCGAAAUGCUUCUAACCGCGACACCAGCGGAACGGCGUCUUCGGCCACCAAUAACAUCUCCAACAGUAGUGACACAAAUCGGAAUUCUACAGCCGAAAAUGGCCUAGCGGACAGCAAAUCCAGCAGUAACCAUCACGGCGUGGAAGACGAGGAUGAAGAUGAUGACGAUGAUGAUCAGCAAGAUGAGGAUGAGGAGGACUCGGAUGACCAGGUGUCAGUGAACAAGGAUCGGAGAAGCGCUGGCGCGAACCAUCACUCUUUGCAGGCGACAAGUCAGGGCAACCGGGCACGAUCGGAUUCUGAGAAUCCGGGUAAAAAUGCAUCCAAUCAUCAUAACAGCGAUUCGGAUAACAGUGCCAGCAAACCAAGCAAUGUCAGCCGGCAUAGCGAGGAAGUGGACGACGACGAUGAGGAGGAUGAUGAUGACGAGGACGAGGAUGAGGAUGACGAUACGUCCAAAGCGAGGCAGCGGCUGGGAGCAACUGCCGCAUCAGUUCCUGCACCCCUGGAGGACGAAGAGGAGGAAGACGAGGACGAUGAGGACGACGAAGAACCACAGCAUUCGUCAAAAAGCAGCUACGAUGACGAGGACUACGCUGCCAACAAACUGAGGCGAAAAAGUGCUCGUAAGAAAGCUGUUGCUGCUGCACGGAAGCGUCCCACCGCUCAAACGGGCUCCAAGGCAUCAAAAAAGAAGAAAAGCUCGAAGAACCGUUGGAAGUCGGACACCUCGGAGAGUGAUGCAAGCGACGGUGAUUCAGAUGACUCUGGUGAAAAGCGCUACCGGCGGAAACCGACCGCUGCCAGCAAAAAGCGGCCCACUCCGGCUGCCGCUGCCUCGGCCGCCAAAGCAAAGGCCAAAAAGAAGAAAGCCAGUAACGCGUACAGCUCGGAUGAAGCGAGUAAUAGCGACGAUGAUCGGAAGCGAUCGGCGACGAGGAGGAAAAAUAACACCGUCAGUUACAAGGAAGAGAGCGGGGACGAACCGACGGACAGCGAUGACCUGUUGGAAAUGGACCAGGAGGCGGAAGAAGCGGCCGCCGCAGCAGCUGCAGCCGCAGCCGAGGAGGAAAAGGCGGAGACAAUCGAGCGAAUCCUUGGGCGGCGAAAAGGACGACGGGGAGCGACCGGUGCCGUGACGACGGUCUACGCUAUCGAAGAGAAUGGUGACCCGAACGAGAUUGGAGGGGACGGCGUCGGGCACGAACGGGAGGAACAAUUUCUCAUCAAGUGGACGGGUUGGUCGUACCUGCAUUGCACCUGGGAGUCGGAGGAGACGCUCAAGGAGCAGAAAGUUAAGGGCAUGAAGAAGUUAGAAAAUUACAUCAAACGCGAGCAGUCACUGGAGUACUGGCGUAAGCACCAGGCCGGUCCCGAGGACAUCGACUACUACGAGUGCCAACAGGAGCUGCAGCAGGAUCUGCUGAAGAGCUACUAUUUCGUCGAGCGCAUUAUCGCGCAGGUGGAAAAGACGGACGAAGGGGGCACGGGAUUGGAUUACCUGUGCAAGUGGGAAUCGCUUCCGUAUUCCGAUUCGACGUGGGAGGACGCGAGUCUCAUCCGGCGCAAGUGGCAAAAGAAGAUCGUGGAGUUUCACGAACGCGAGGAAUCACGCCGGACCCCAUCGAAGCACUGCAAAGCUAUCCGGUAUCGGCCAAAUUUCAAGCACCUUAAAACGCAACCCGAAUAUUUGGGUGAGGAACGGGGAUUGAAGCUACGCGAUUACCAAAUGGAUGGGCUGAACUGGUUGAUACUCACGUGGUGCAAGGAGAACUCGGUCAUUCUCGCGGACGAGAUGGGCUUGGGCAAAACGAUCCAGACGAUCUGCUUUCUGUACUAUCUGUUUAAGUCGCAGCAGUUGUACGGACCGUUUCUGUGCGUGGUGCCGUUGAGUACGAUGCCGGCAUGGCAACGUGAAUUCGCUAUCUGGGCGCCUGAGAUGAACGUGGUGACGUACCUGGGUGAUGUGCAGUCGCGCGAGAUCAUCCGGCAGUACGAGUGGUGUUACGACAGUGCGAAAACGCUGAAGUUCAACGCCAUCCUCACGACGUACGAGAUCCUGCUGAAGGACAAGACGUUUCUCGGUUCGAUCGCGUGGGCGUCGUUGCUGGUGGACGAAGCGCAUCGGCUCAAGAACGACGAUUCGCUGCUUUACAAGGCCCUAAAGGAGUUCGAUACGAACCACCGAUUGCUAAUAACGGGCACACCGCUGCAAAACUCGCUCAAAGAGCUGUGGGCGCUGCUGCACUUCAUCAUGCCGGAACGGUUCGUGUCGUGGGAUGACUUUGAGCGCAACUACGGCAACACGACGAACGACAAGUGCUACACGAAGCUGCACAAGGAGCUCGAACCGUACCUGUUGCGGCGCGUGAAGAAGGACGUGGAGAAGAGCCUGCCCUCGAAGGUGGAGCAGAUACUGCGGGUGGAGAUGACCUCGAUACAGCGGCAGUACUACAAAUGGAUCCUGUCGAAGAACUUCGACGCGCUGCGCAAGGGCAUGAAGGGUUCGGCCGGUACGUUCCUCAACAUCGUGGUUGAGCUGAAGAAGUGCUGCAACCAUGCUGCCCUCACGAAUCCCAUCGAGUUCGAAACGCAACGAAACAACCAACACGACGUGGUGCAACAGCUGCUGAAAGGCUCGGGGAAGCUUGUGUUGCUGGAUAAGCUGCUCUGCCGAUUGAAGGAAACCGGCCACCGGGUGCUGAUCUUCUCGCAGAUGGUGCGCAUGUUGGACAUUCUGGCGGAGUAUUUGCAGAAGCGGCACUUUUCCUUCCAGCGGCUCGAUGGUAGCAUUAAGGGCGAGUUGCGCAAGCAAGCGCUUGAUCACUUCAACGCGGAAGGUUCGACCGACUUUUGCUUCCUGCUGUCGACGAGGGCUGGCGGGUUGGGUAUUAAUCUCGCCACCGCGGAUACCGUCAUCAUUUUUGACUCGGAUUGGAAUCCUCAGAACGAUUUGCAGGCGCAAGCCCGCGCACAUCGAAUCGGUCAGAAGAACCAGGUCAACAUCUAUCGGUUGGUGACGGCACAUUCUGUUGAGGAGAACAUUGUGGAGCGUGCCAAGCAGAAAAUGGUGCUGGACCAUCUGGUGAUCCAAAGGAUGGACACGACGGGACGUACCGUGUUGGACAAGAACGGUGGUAGUAACACGUCUAAUCCGUUCACCAAGGAUGAGCUGUCGGCGAUUUUGAAGUUUGGUGCUGAGGAGCUAUUCAAGGAGGAAGACGAUGGUGACGAGGAACUGGUGUGUGACAUUGACGAGAUCCUGCGGCGUGCGGAAACGCGAGACGACGCGCCAAACAUGCCCGGGGAUGAGCUGCUGUCCGCGUUCAAUGUGACCACGUUCGAUUUCGACGAGGAUAACAUGGUUUCCGAUCCGAGACCUGUCGGGAAGGGCAUGAAAGGUACCGGUGCGGACCAGGACCAGGAAGGGAAGGACUGGGACGAAAUCAUUCCGAAGUCGUACCGCGAGUUGGUGGAGGCGGAAGAGCGUGAGAGAGAAAUCAAGGAUCUGUAUUUGCCACCGCGGAGGCCAGCGGUGAAACAGAACGACCAGUAUGGGGCCAACGAUACCGGAAAGGGUGGUAAGGGCAAGAAACGGAAGGCACAAGAUGACGAAAGCGAUGAGGUGGACUCGGACGCCAGUGAUGGUGGUGAGGAUGGCAAAACGAAACGAUCACGUGGUCGGUAUUCAACCAAGGAGAAAAUCGGAGGAUUCUCGGAUGCGGAGCUAAGGCGGCUAAUAAAGAGCUACAAGAAGUUCCCAGCCCCACUGAAGCGACUCGAGGCGAUAGCAUGUGAUGCCGAGCUGCAGGAGAAGCCAUUAUCCGAAGUCCGGAGAGCUGCCCAACUACUGCACGACCGCUGUGUGCAGACGAUGCGGGAAAUUGCGAAAAAGGUCGAAUCCGAUGGUGGCAAGCAUCUGGCGGCUGUCGUUGGAGGAGAUGGUCGGAAAAAAGGCGCUCGGGCCGCAUAUUCGAGCAAGCUCGGCGGAGCGUCGUUUAAUGUGAAAACGCUGAUGCAGUGUGUCGAGGAGUUGCAACCGCUGGAUGAGGUGAUACCGAGCGAUGCCAACGAGCGGGCUCGCUGGACAUUGAACAUCAACACGCGCCCACCCAACUUCGACGUCGAUUGGAACGGGGACGACGAUUCGAGGCUGCUGCGAGGCAUCUACCAGUUCGGUAUUGGGUCGUGGGAAGCGAUGAAGAUGGACCCGUCGCUCGGGCUAGCGGAUAAGAUCCUGUUCAACGAUGCCAGCCGGAAGCCGCAAGGCAAACACCUGCAGUCGCGCGCCGAGUACCUGCUGAAAGUGUUGCGGAAGACGCUCGAGCUGAAGCGUGGUACUUCCAAACCGCGCAAACAGCGCAAACCGAAGGAGCCAAAGCUAACGUCGGUCCCACCGGUCGUUGGGAACAAUCCGGCUGGUUACGCGAACACGGUUGCGGGGGAUUCAUCGAUAACGUGCUCCAUAGCGGCAACGAUAGCUGCGGUGGCGGCAGGAGAAGACGUUGCGCUAGGUGGAAGUGGCCAGCUUGGUGGAGCCGGAAUAACGUCUUCCGGCGGUGGCACUAUGGGAGGAGGGUUGGCAUCGAUGACGACGGUGGCGACUGGUUCGACUGAAGAGAAAAAGACUGGUAGCAAGAUUAAAAAACUGUCGGAAUCGGAUAAUCACCACAAUCACCACAACCAUCACGAUGAGCACUCGAACGGGUCGAAGCCGGUGGAUGAGCACGCCCCACACCACGGUAAGGAGACGGACAAAAAGGACAAGAAAAAAUCGAAGAAAGACAAGCAGAAGGACGCAAAGAAGGACAAGAAAAACAAAAACACAGGUCCGAUGCACUUCACGGCCAAUAACGAACCGUGCGCGUUGAAUAUCCUGGGCGAUCUCGACCCGACCGUGUUCAACGAGUGCAAGGAAAAGAUGCGUCCGGUAAAGAAGGCACUCAAGACGCUCGAUAAUCCGGACGAGACACUGCCGCAGGACGAACAGCUCCGACAAACGCGCGCCUGCCUGCUGAGUAUCGGUGAUCAGAUCAAUCUCUGUCUCGCCGAGUACCGUGACCCGGAGAAAGCGAAGGAAUGGCGCAGCAACCUGUGGUACUUCGUGUCGAAGUUCACGGAGUUUGACGCGCGCAAGCUGUUCAAGCUGUACAAGCAUGCGGUCAAGCGCAGCGAGGGUAUCUCCGUGGACGGCGAGGCUGGCAACGGUGGUGGUGGAGUGAACAACACGUCCGGAACCACCGGUGGCUCGCCGUUAAAAGAGUCCAAAGACGGCCGGGGCAAGAAGGCACAUGGUGGCAAAAAGGACAACGGACACAGUGAGCCCGUGGGCGGGGAUAGUGCCGAUGAUCGAGAAGACGAAAAGUCAGGCUCGCGGCGUGAGCGAAAGGAAAAGAAGCGACAUCAUCACCAUCAUCAUCUGCAUCAUCAUGCCGGUGGCAUCGGGGGCCCGAUUAUGAGCGAUUCGGCGUUGCAGCAAAGAGAACGAUAUCAGCAGCAGCAACAGGCGGCCGCAGGAGGUGACAAUAGCCACCAUGGGCCGGAUUCGGGAACGCCCGUCAAGGACGAUGGUACGGCGCAUUCCAAACGAAGGCUAGAAGAAGGGGAGUACGAUGAAAACAGCAAAGAGUACAAAAGACUGCACGGGGAUAAUCGCAAUCAUCGUGAUCGGGACAAAAAAUGGGAUGAUUACGGCGCCGAUCGCGAUCGGUUACGCAAUGUAUCUUCAUCUAGAGGCGGUGUGCCGACAACCCCGCAGAGUAUGCGUGUUUUUCCGGAUCCAAGGGACGAUCGAGCAGUCGGUUAUCCGGUUGAAGGCGGUGGAUGGAGGGAUAGGUUUAGUGUGGAACACAAGCGCGAUCGAUACGACGGUUAUAGUAACCGACAUCCUGCCUCGGGAUACCAUCGAGAGCGGGAACGUGAUCGAGAUAGGGAUCGGGAUCGCGAACGAGAUCGUGAUCGGGAUCGUGAGCGAGAUCGAGAACGGGAUCGGGAUCGUUCCGAUCGUGCAUACAAGGAUAAGCGAAGGUAUCCUCCCUCCGGUUCGGGAAGUUAUGCUGGAGCCCACGGAUACGGCAUGUCACCGUCGGCGGGCUAUUAUCCUCCCGGCGAUAGUCCGUAUCGAUAUCCGAUGGGUGGCGGAGGCUAUCCUCCUUCUUCGAGACCUCCCGGUGGUGGGCCACCCGUUCCUUUGGUACCCACCGGAAGUGCUGUCGUUGGUAGUAGCGCCGCCUCUGUGGGUGGUGGUGGUGUUUCGACACCGGCGGAUUAUCUAGACUACCGGCGCACGGACUACGAGCGAAGGCCCCCACCAGCGGCAAACAAUUGAAACUUAAGAUGCGGUUUAAUUCCAUUUGAAAAACGGAUGGACUACACUCAGGUGCUGUCUCACGCUGGCCGGGAAAGACAGACGUGUACAUACAUAUAGGUAGAUGAGAAUGAGA